Serendipita indica DSM 11827 is the source of this 3876-nucleotide messenger RNA. NCBI's taxonomy places the organism in Eukaryota, Fungi, Basidiomycota, Agaricomycetes, Sebacinales, Serendipitaceae. The record is from the annotation of a GenBank genome assembly.
AUGGCUUCAUUCAGCGACCAUAGAAUCCUCAUCGCCUCUCUCUUUCUGCCGACUUCGACCGCUGUUCAGUUUCAUCCACAUCUAGAUUCAUUGACACCUAAAGAGCCUCGUCCUUCGUCAUCAUUGGAUUCCUCGAUAUCUCCCACCGCACCGACUGUCGCCAUCAGCGUCGAUGGAAUGAGCAAACCGCCGAUGGCGGCGUCAACGAAUGGGACAACUCAGAAGUCUCCAACCAUACCCAAGUUUUCCGUGAAUCGUCCGACGCACACGAGACAGAAUACAUCCAUGUCCCUCAAGGGCGCACCUCCCCAAUCCGGAAGUAUCAUCGAAAACUUGAUAGCUGCUGAAGGGAAGGCGACGGGGAAACAAGGGGAGAAUAGUCCAGUGACCGAAAAGCGCAAUCCAUUUGCCAGCUUUGCAUCUGGAUCACAUUCUGGAAAAUUGGACGAAGAGAGAGCGAUGGGUCCCCGAAAGUCUGUUGAGGAGGAAGUAAUAGAAGACUCGGAGUCAGAGGCACCUCGUGGUCGCUUGCCUAUCUCCCUCAAUACAAAGGGACACCUUCUACAAGUGGAAAGGUCGAAGAGUCGAGGAGAUCUAGAACUUACACCCACAACACCGUUAUAUCGCCGCCUAUCACGGAAACAAUCCAAGACAGAUUUCCCACCUCUAACUCGCGAUCAAUCGAUUGGCCCGUGGGAGAUUGAAACAAAUCCUAAUGCCAAUGGAGGACUUCACAAUGCCGUCAAGAGUAUAGAAAACGAUCUCUUGCGGGCAGGCAAGCUCUGGGUUGGUGUGCUUGGGCCAGAAACGGACGACAUACCCACAGAAAUGAGGUCAGAUAUUGAAGAAAGGAUGAAAGAGAAAGACAGCGUUCCAGUUUGGGUCAGCGACGGGGAUUUCAAAGGUUGUUACGACGACUUCUGUCAUCAGGUACUAUGGCCAUCGCUUCAUUACAUCAUUCCAGAUGCGCCAAGGACAAAGGUCAUGUAUGAAUCUAGCUCCUUUAUCCAGUACAAGGCAGUCAAUCAAGCGUUUGCGGACAAGAUCGCUAGCGUCUAUAAAGACGGUGACAUUAUCUGGAUAAAUGACUAUCAUCUUAUGCUUCUCCCACAACUGCUACGCGCACGAUUACCCAAAGCUGCUAUUGGAUUCUUCCUACACGUUGCAUUUCCUAGCUCGGAGAUUUUUCGAUGCCUCGCUGCCCGUGAAUCCCUCUUACACGGCAUCCUCGGCGCCGAUCUCGUUGGGUUUCAGACGCAUUCUUAUGCACGGCAUUUUAGGCAGACUGUCUCUCGCAUUCUUUCUGUCGAAGCGACGCCAAAAGGCAUACAACUCCGGAGCGGGCCAAAUCUUAAAGGUGGAGAAUCGCUUAACGGAAGCUCGCAGACAGCACUUGUCAAGGACCAUCAAGACACGCACAACCGAGAGCAAACGGCCAGGUUGCAUGGUCACGAGAUCACCGCACUCGAAAAAGCGGAGCAAGAGGUAGAUGUCGCAAGUUUGAAGACACUGAACGAACACGGCUUCGUCGAUGUUGCGGUAUUUCCCAUGGGCAUUGAUGUGCAGAGUUUGACUCAGAAACGGAUGGAAAGGGAAGUUGAGGAAUGGGUCCAUGUGCUUAGGGAGCGAUAUAAGGGCAUGCAAAUGAUUGUCGCGAGAGACAAGCUGGAUGAGGUCCAGGGUGUUCGGCAAAAGUUUCUAGCAUUCGAGCGAUUCUUGGAACAGAAUGAACGAUUCCAGGGAAAGGUUAUGUUGAUUCAAGUCGCCCUCUCAACAUCAUCAAUCAACGAGCUGCAGGGAAAUGUUAUGGACGUCGUGUCCAGAAUUAACAUGAAGUUCGCGAAUCUCACCUACCAACCCAUCAUAUUCUUCCAUACGCAAGAUGUCACCUUUUCCCAAUAUCUUGCUCUCUUGACAGUAGCCGAUUGCUUCAUCGUCACCUCUAUGCGGGAAGGCAUGGCGCUUCGGACACACGAAUACGUCGAAUGCCAGACCGAGCGUAAACGGCCACUCAUACUCUCCGAGUUCACCGGAAGCUAUAGCUUCAGUGGCUUCCGAACCUGUCUCCCUAUCAAUCCAUGGGACAUUCAAAUGACAGCAGAUGCCAUCCUCAGUAGCCUGACCAUGAGCGACGACGAAGCGGCAACACGUUGGGCCGAUUUGCAUUCACACGUUAAUACGCAGACUGCUCAAGCUUUUGCCACCUCUUUCUUAACGCGGGUUUUGCGCGUUAAUUACAAGCACCAUUUCAAGGAUUCCAUUCUCAUCCCAUCAUUGGAUGUGUCAAAGAUCCGCGAAAGAUACCAUCAGGGAGAAAAGAAGCGGCUUAUUCUCAUCGACUUGGAGAGAACGUUGUGGACGUUCGACAUCUCGUCACCACCACAGGACGUCGAAGUUCCAGGGGAAGCGAUGAAUCUGCUGGAAAGGCUGGUCAAUGACGAACGUAAUGAAGUCUGGGCGCUCAGUGGGUUACCUAUCCAUGGUAAGCUUGCGACGAUUGCGAAGAGGCUACCACAGCUUGGAAUUUGUGCGGAGCACGGGUGCUUUAUCAAGCCUCGUGACGACGAAGAAUGGGUCACAAUGAUCAACGACAACACAAGCGCCUGGAUGCCUGCUUGUAUGGAAAUUCUACAAUACUUCUCAGAACGGACUCCAAACUCUUUCAUUGAUAAACGACAGGCGACAAUCGUGUGGCGUUUCGCAUCUACAGACGACGAAGGCACACGAGCCUGGGCUCGUCGACAAGCAGCUGAAGCGCAGAAUCAUAUUUACGACUCUCUGGGUGAACGAUUUAGACUGCGAAUCAUUCCCUCACCUUCGUCCUUCAUUGUCCUCCCAAAGAUUAUCGGUCGAACGCCUGCAGUGGCCGCCAUACUCAACGUCAACGGUAUUCGAGGGGCCGACAUUGAGAAACCUAUCAAUAUGCCCUGGCCUACACCGGACAUGGGUGACAUUUUAAGAUACGAGUACAUCUUGGCUGUCGGAGGGGACGAGAGCUUGAUGAAUCGACUGAAGAGGGUAAAAAACGCAGAGACGAUCUACACAGGUGUGAGGCAGACGGGUGGGAGUAACUGGCGUUGUGAGCCGGAUAGAAUUUAUGGUGCAUUAGAAGAGAUCUUGAGAGCGGAUGCCAAUGAAAAGUUUAGGGAUAGAACCUGUACUCUUCCAUGUCCCAUCCAGAUCCUCGCGGCAGUUCAUCUGCGCGCUCACGGGCUUCUGUAUCAAGAAGCGGAAGGAGCAGAGGCAAAUCACAACGUGCAAGAGGGUCUAAGCCGCGAAGGGAGGGACACAAAUGAUAUUGAAAAUGCGCUAGAGGAUGAUGUGGACGAGGAGGAGGUCAAGGCUUUUUAUGCCAAAUUUGCAGCGAGACCUCUUGAGUCGAACGAAGCCAAGUACGACGAACCAAUCGACGGAAGUAGCGGCGUAGAAGACGAAGAAGACGACACGAACGAGAUCCUCGCACGACAUCUACAAAAGCAGCGAGACGAGUUGAUAGCAAGUCCUGAUUAUAUACAAGAGAAGAAAAUUCAGAAAAAUUCCACACUUGAUGACGACGUUGAUCAUGAAUUGGGAGAAACACUACGCGAAAUAUCUAUCAGAGGGAGCAAAUAUAAUAUUGGGAGCAAGGGAGACACAUAUAAUGACACGAAGAAGAAGAAGCUGGAGAUACAAUGGACACCAGAGUUAGAAGAGAUGAGCCGCGAGAAGGCAGAAGCAGAGGCAAGAACAGCAUUGAAGGAGAGGCUAAAAUCAUCUGCUGUACGGGGUUCAGGUAUCAAGCCACGUCCGGCAGGUCCAGCUCCACACUCGAAAGCCCUAGGCAAUAAACCAGAAAUGGAAGAUUUGGAGGACUAUUUGGACGAUCUUUUGAGAUGA